CAAAAGCAGAGAGGAAAUGCCUGUGUGUGCGUGUCUGCAUGUUUAUAUGUGUGUGUCACUUUGGCAGCUGGGACAAACUGCUAUCAGUCAGCACAGCGGACACUGAAAUACCUCCACCAGGACCUCCAGCCUCUCGUUUUGAUUUGAGAUAUUCGGAAUCUGCUCAUCCUCUCAGGAACUCGCGUUCAAAGCUCUUUUUUACUCUUAUCUUGGAUUUCUUUAUGGUUUUGUGCGGAUUUAUGAUGGGGAAUUAAAAUGGUGAGGAAGAAAAAGCUGCUGGUGUUUGAAAUUUGUGGAAGCAUGAUGUGGGAUGGAUAAACAACUACAAAACUCUAAUAUGGCGUCUAAUGAGCCGGACCUUCCUGCCCUCUCCGGUGACCCCCAGCCUGGUGACCUCAUUGAGAUUUUCAGACCAGCCUAUCAGCACUGGGCUCUCUACCUGGGAGAUGGUUACAUCAUCAACUUAACUCCUGUUGAUGAGAGCCAGGCAGCCGCCAUGUCCAGUGUGAAGUCUGUCUUCAGCAGGAAGGCAGUGGUACGCAUGCAGCUACUGAAGGAGGUGGUGGGAAGUGACUCCUACCGUGUCAACAACAAGUAUGACCACAACCACACACCCCUCCCUGUCUGUGAAAUCAUCCAGCGGGCACAAGUCCUCAUUGGCCAGGAGGUCUCUUAUGACUUGCUGGGGAGCAACUGCGAGCACUUCGUUACCCUUCUUCGUUAUGGGGAGGGGGUGUCUGAGCAGGCUUCACGAGCCAUUGGGGCCAUCGGUUUGGUGACGGCAGCAGCCAGUGCCUUCUCUGUCCUGGGACUGAUCAACACACGGUCCAGAAACAGGCCUUUCUGACAGCUGUCGUCUUCACUGAAGUGUUUUCCCUAAAUUCAUUUGGCUGUGAUAAAAAAUAACAAA
This is a messenger RNA of Oreochromis niloticus (Nile tilapia), 910 nucleotides long. It is a transcript of the gene plaat1, whose product is annotated as phospholipase A and acyltransferase 1. The transcript is spliced from 5 exons. The record is from RefSeq and is a predicted model, not a curated record. Gene Ontology annotation, cellular component: cytoplasm. Gene Ontology annotation, biological process: N-acylphosphatidylethanolamine metabolic process. The coding region runs from base 311 to 847 and encodes 178 amino acids. Gene Ontology annotation, molecular function: A2-type glycerophospholipase activity; glycerophospholipid phospholipase A1 activity. Lineage: Eukaryota; Metazoa; Chordata; Actinopteri; Cichliformes; Cichlidae.